Messenger RNA from Colletotrichum destructivum, 2355 nucleotides. RefSeq names its product Putative NAD kinase. The coding region runs from base 540 to 2342 and encodes 600 amino acids. The transcript is spliced from 3 exons. NCBI's taxonomy places the organism in Eukaryota, Fungi, Ascomycota, Sordariomycetes, Glomerellales, Glomerellaceae. The record is from RefSeq and is a predicted model, not a curated record. Gene Ontology annotation, molecular function: NAD+ kinase activity. Gene Ontology annotation, biological process: NAD+ metabolic process; NADP+ biosynthetic process.
UCAGCUCGGUCCACUCCGGUGAAUAAGCACCCAAGUAUUGUAAUCAUCCCGCCCGUUAGGUAGGUAGUAUGGCCCCGCCGACUGAAGAAGCUUCCAUGAGCAUAAGGAGUUCACCUCCCUUCACCGAGUCACGUUAUUUCGCAAACCGAAACAUCCCCUCUUUCUCGCCUAGACCGCGUUACGACAGUAGCUUGGAUCCUAGCAUUUCGCUCGCACUUCUUUGGGGUAACGGACCCCGGGACCGCAAGCGUGAUUACUCGUCAGCCCGGUUGCCUCACAACCGCCGAGGACGGAAACUCUCACGACGCAAGGUGUUCACCCAUUGGCAAUCUUUUCCAUCUCAUUGGCAACGUAAUCCCUAAGCUUCCGACUGGUAUUUGGCUCGGCCUGGCAGACAACGCUUUUGCAGCCAUCCAACCUCUUCGAACAUUCUGCGCACGCCUGCACUGACACCGUUCGCGAGAUCACCAGGCGCAGUCGGUUUACCCCGCCCUCUUCGCGGCUUCUAGAACGUUUUACGCUUCCCCCCCCCUUUGAAAAUGGGCGUCGGGACCGCGAUUGACGAUAAGGAGAAGUGCGUCGACUUGGAGAAGGACGAGGAUGCUCAUUCGAGUGACAGCGACGAUGAUUACCAAAAGGCCGUUGAGGUCACAUUUGAGCCCGGCAAUCCUUACCGCCGCAAAAGCUCACUGGUGACGUCUGACACAUCUCGGCCUCUGCCGCGCCACCCGAGCAGGAGAACCGAGUGCAUCGUCCACCAGUUCCUCGAAAGCCAGAGAAAGGCCCGCGACGCCGUUGCCUCCGCCAGCAACCACGGCUCCAGGUCCAAUUCGACCUCGAGUGCUUCCAAGGCAAACGAUCACCUCCACCAUGGUCACCCCACCUACGAGAGUCCUAACCGGCAAGCGGGCGCCAAGGACGUAUGCAGGGAAACGGGCAUGUCCAAAACGGUUGAGCCGAAAGCGCGCGUGGCCAAGCAGAGAGCCUCGAUUCUGGCAGCAGACAGCCCGGAAGACAGCGACAUUGGUCAGGCUGACGAAAAGUCUUGGCGAUCUGAAAUUAUCAAGUCUGCAUCACAAGUCGAUCUCGCACAAUCCGACGACGAAGAUGAGCUGCACAGCCGGCUACUCACCAAGAAACAGCUAAGCGAGAUGGCCUGGGGGGUUCGCGAGCUCAGCCGUCGCCUCAGCAGCAUGCGCAUCAGGUUUCGCGUCAAGACCAUCUUCCUCCUGACCAAGAUACACGACGCAGACUUGAUCAGUCGAACACGGGAGCUGACCAAAUGGCUUCUGUCGCACGAGCGAGACGUCGACUAUACCGUCUAUGUGGAGGAGAAGUUCAAAGACAACAAAAAGUUCAACGCGUUGGGCAUGGUCGAAGAGCUCAGCAAGGAGGCCCUCGAUGCCGGCCAACCGCAAACCAAGGCCAGCGAUGAUGUUAUCUCUAAACGGCUCCGGUACUGGGAUGAAGACAUGUGCCGCAACCGACCGCACAUGUUCGACUUUGCAAUCACUUUGGGCGGCGACGGCACUGUGCUUUAUGCCAGCUGGUUGUUCCAGCGCAUUGUCCCACCGGUGCUGAGCUUCUCCCUCGGUAGUCUUGGCUUCCUAACCAAAUUCGACUUUGAGGAACACCGCACCAUACUCGAGAGCGCAUUCAACAAGGGCGUCACAGUGAGCCUACGACUGCGCUUCGAAGGAACCAUCAUGAGAAGCCAGCAGAGAAAACGAUUGGCGGACGUCGAAGAGAGCAGCUCUAGCCAGGACGAUGAUGGACACAAGCCCGACCUUGUCGAAGAACUUGUAGGCGAGGAGAGGGAGGACGAGCAUACGCACAAACCAGACGGGACGUUUGAGAUAUUGAACGAAAUCGUCGUGGACCGCGGCCCCAAUCCGACAAUGUCAUAUACGGAAAUAUUUGGUGACGAUGAGCACUUCACUUCUGUCUUGGCAGAUGGCAUUUGCGUGUCGACCCCCACCGGCUCUACCGCCUACAAUCUGGCGGCCGGCGGCUCCCUCUGCCACCCUGAGAACCCAGUCAUGCUCGUCACCGCCAUCUGUGCUCAUACGCUUUCCUUCCGCCCAAUUAUCCUACCAGACACCAUCGUCCUCCGUAUAGGUGUGCCCUACGAUGCAAGGACGAACUCCUGGGCCAGCUUCGACGGCCGCGAGCGCAUGGAGCUGUUCCCUGGGGAUUAUGUCACCAUCAGCGCCAGCCGGUAUCCCUUUGCAAGCGUCCAGGCUCAGGGUCGGCGAAGCGAGGACUGGGUCAACAGCAUUAGCGGAAAAUUGGGCUGGAAUACGCGGCAGAAACAAAAGGGAUACAAGGAAUGGGAUAAUUAGUCCGUUUGUCAAG